Molecule: messenger RNA, 2089 nt
Organism: Oncorhynchus tshawytscha (Chinook salmon)
Lineage: Eukaryota; Metazoa; Chordata; Actinopteri; Salmoniformes; Salmonidae
Gene: tti2
Product: TELO2 interacting protein 2
Exons: 8
Coding region: 312-1859 (515 amino acids)
Cellular component (GO): centrosome; cytosol; nucleoplasm
Source: RefSeq, a predicted model, not a curated record
CUACUUCUCUCAUUCCAGGAAGUAUAUUGCCGCGGUUUCCGCCCUUCGUCAAAUCAUAAGCUGCAAAUCAAGAGUCCCUCUGCUAUCAAUACUAGAGCUAUGAAUACGAAUGUUUAUAAAGUAUCACUCAACGGUGGCUAGCUUUAGUUUAACGCAGAUUUUAUAGUAUGUCUCGGUAGCGAGCUUGUUAGUCCAUGUGGUCCCAUCGUAAACGGCUAACUUUAGCUAGCUAGUUGACAGUUUUAACUUUUACGGAUAAGCGUGCAAUUUUUUUUUUAGAUAGCACACAUCUACAAUAAGAUAUUUCAAAGAUGGACUUGUCCCAUAUGCUGCAAGACCUACAACAAUGUAAGGCUCCUGAAGAGGGACAUUCCCCAGCAGAACCUGAUACGCUGCUCUCCCGUCCAGUGGCUGAGGUCCUGCUUCAUGUCCAGGAGAAACUUAAGGCACCAGGACUUACCACAGACCAAAGUGGAGAAAUCCUUCAUAUUGUGGAGCAGCUAUUCAGACUGGGGGACAGACAUUGGCUUUUUUCUGAGUGUUGCAGCAAUCAGAGCACAGACUUGACAAGGGAGUAUGUAGACUUUGUGAGCUCCCUGACACUGUAUGCUGCUUUGCCAUUGUGUGACAAUGACAGUGGCACACUACCAGAGAGUUCCUUUGAGGCCAUCCCGGCCAGAGCCUGUGUCGUGAGUUCAGUAGUCUUAGCCCUGGUACAAAGACUUGGGAAUGGAGGAGAGGUUGUUUCCAGCCACUGCCAAGCCACCUCCUGGGUCUUCCUCACAGGUCCACUUGCCCCCCUCUUGUGUGUGUUUGCGUUGACUCAUAUGCAAGAGCAGGCAUGGACCAGUGAGGCCUCCAGAACAGCUGCAUCUAACCUCCUGGACUCAGUGGUUCAGGCAGGGGACUGGGAGACCACCUCACAGCUUCUGUUUGGGAAGAACAACACAGAGCGCCAACCAGGAAUCCUUGGCUCCAUCUUGGAGAUCCUGCAGUCUGAUUUAAAAAGGGACAGCUGGAAGCGAAACCAGGCCACUAAGCAUGUAUUUGCCUGGAUCGUCAUGCAGGUGGGCCGGCCGUGGCUGACCGACUAUCUGGAGAAGGUUUUCCCCCCUUCACUGCUGAUGUCAGAUGAUUACUGCACUGACAACCAAGUGCUGGGAGUACGCUGCCUGAAUCACAUUGUCCUCAAUGUGCCUGCUGCCGAUCUCUGUCAGUACAACAGGGCCCAGGUGCUCUACCAUGCCCUCUUCAACCACCUCUACACAUCUGAGCCUCAGCUUAUUGAGGUGGUCCUUCCAUGCCUGAUAGACCUUUUGCCUGUGUUGGAGAAAGACCCUGCUUGCACUGGGCUCCCCAGGAAACCUAACCGUUAUGACGAGGUGCUGCGGCUGACCCUCACCCAUAUGGAGACAGAGCAUAAACUUGCACUUCGGAGUGUCUAUGCCAAGUUUCUGGAACACUUCAUUGAAAAGAUGGGUAUCGUCAUUGUUCGCCAUCUGAAACGAUUGGAAAGAGUAAUCAUUGGGUAUCUAGAGAUCUCAGACGGUCCUGAAGAACAGACUAGACUAGCUAUCCUGGAUGCUUUAGAAAAGACCCUGCUCAUCGCCUGGCCAAGAAUGGAGUGCCGUCUUUCCGCCCUGGUGCAGAGUCUGUUGAGGCUAGUGUGUGACCUGUCCACAGAGUCCAUACCCCCAGCAGUGAGAGAGGAGCUUUUCACCAAGGCCACUCAUUGUCUGCUGCUGUUGGACAACUGCACCCAGGGCAAGCUCAAGAUGCUUCUAAAGGAUGUCGACAGCAGCUGCACCAGCACCUAUGUGCUGAGAUGCAUAGAGACAGUCACAAUGGCCCGAAGAUGACAUAUCUAGUGUUCAUUCCUCCAUUGGAAAUGAAGCCCACAUCUAUGGAUAUCUGGAACAGUGAUAUGAUCAAGAUGAAUGUGGUUAAUUGAGCAGGACUGACAGAACCUGGAUCAUCAUCUAUGUAGUCUGGCAAAGACUGACCCAAGUGCUAUGAUACAGUAAACUGACAUGUUCCAUUCUGUGUGUCAUGGAUCCACUGUAUUUAUUAAAAUGUCACUGGCUGGGGA